AUGGACCAAAAAGAGCAGCACCACUUCCGGUCACGAAGCAAAAAGGCUCUAUCGACCGCAAUGCUUGUGUACAACGUGUUGUAUAUCGGAGGCGCCAUCACAUUCACAAAAACAAAGCAAUCAAACUAUGCGCUAAAAGUCCUUAUUGGCAAAGAAGUUUUAAUUGAUAACGUUAUUUACAACGAAGAAUCAAUGUCUGAGAUAUCAGACUCCUUCUGUCAGAAGACUCGAUCAAUCAUUUUGGAAUAUAAAAUGAACCGAGUCCGUGAAAUUGACAUCGACAAAACGUGUUACACAAAGGCACUCAAUAAAAAAGCGGAAACAAAGGACGCAACACCAAAAACACUCAUCACAAUAUGUCGAAAUCGUGAAGCUGCGUUUUCCAACUUUUUGGCACACAUUCUUAUCGAACAUAAUUUCGUCCUUCACAUCACGAUAAAAACGAUUAAAGACUCGACUAACGUCCAACCAUUUUACGUGUGGGACGUCGUAACAGAUAGUUUUGGUAAAUCAGUUUCGCUUGAGAAUGACGAAAAUAUAUUUUCAUCAAUGGUCCAGAAAAUCAUUUCAAAAGUUCACUCAAAGCGAAGACUUACUGCAAAUGACAUCUUCGGCCCGCUCACACCAAGCGCAUUUGUUCCUUCGGACACGUCUACGUUCGAAGUUAUAGUCGACAGCCGUGGAAACCACGACUUCAACACCCCAUUCUUGUAA
This is a messenger RNA of Entamoeba invadens IP1, 714 nucleotides long. RefSeq lists its product as hypothetical. Lineage: Eukaryota; Evosea; Mastigamoebida; Endamoebidae. The coding region runs from base 1 to 714 and encodes 237 amino acids. The record is from RefSeq and is a predicted model, not a curated record. The transcript has a single exon.